Molecule: messenger RNA, 2400 nt
Organism: Yamadazyma jaroonii
Lineage: Eukaryota; Fungi; Ascomycota; Pichiomycetes; Serinales; Debaryomycetaceae
Source: the annotation of a GenBank genome assembly
AUGUUCGACAUGUAUGAUGAAGAGGUCCAAGAAAUUGAUACAUCAUUAGCUGGUCAAUAUAAGAAUUUAUCAGAUUCUUCAUUAUUGUGGGGACCCUAUAGAUCAGGACUUUAUUUUGGAGUCAGACCAAGAAUUCCAAGAUCACUUCUCUCAGGAUUGAUGUGGUUUAACAUUGAUGACUUCAAUGGUGUAAGGACUAUGAGACAUUUUUAUGAACAAGGUGAUUUAAUGAAAAAAGCCAAUUGGGUCUACUAUGACCCCCGAUUCGGAGGAAGGCAAGUUAUCAAUGACAAAACCUCACAUAUAAAUUUGGUCAUAGAUUUUGUCAAAAGUGAAGACGGAAAAUCUUGGGGGGUAAAAGUUAGAGCUAAACCUCAUAAAGGCCACGAAAACAUCAAAACCUGUUUUGUUUGGUAUUCGGCUCUUGAAAGUGAUGUAACUGAGAUUGACAUCUUAGGACAUGAGAAAAUGUCUGGAAUUUUGAAUUUAGAUAUCGAAAGAGAUCCCGAUAGUGCUUAUUCUGAACCUAUUAGAUUGGGAGGAGCUGCUGAAGACUUGGGACUUUUCUCAAUUACCAUCAACGAUGGACCUUCUACUAACAAGCAUCCUAAACCCGAAGCAAAAGGCAGAGACAUUGACUCGUCAUUGACCCAUCAUGUGAGUUUAAGAAUUCCUAAUGAUCAAAUUUGGCAAGCCAAAGAUAUUUUCAUUACUCUUUUACAAGAUUCACUUCAAAAACUUGCUGAAGAUAGAAAAAGUGAAAAGAUUCUCCCAUACCAAUCAUUCACUCUCAGAGAUUUGAACAAAUUUGAUGGGAAUACUCAUUUUAUUCAGAAAGUCUAUGAAGGAGAAUGUGAAUUCGAUAUUAUCUUCGAUAAUGCUAUGACAUCUAUUCAUGACAAAAUCACAUCCGAUAAUUUCAAGUCAAAAUUAGAAAUUGUUUUGAAUAAAUUCCACAAUAAAUUCUCGGAUAAGUUUGCUUUACAACCUCCAUUCAAUACCGAUGAAUACAAACCAUUCGCUAAAGAAAUUGUGUCAGGAUUGUUGGGAGGUAUUUCAUAUUUCUACGGUGACCAUUUAGUUGAUAGAGAAACAGAAUUUGAUGAUGAAGGAUUCGAAAAGUUCGAAUUAACAGGUAAACUUGAAGGACCACAUGAAUUAUUCACUUUGGUGCCUUCAAGACCGUUCUUCCCUAGAGGAUUUUUAUGGGAUGAAGGGUUCCAUUUAUUACCUUUGUUAGAUUACGAUUCCGACUUAGUUCUUGAAAUCAUUCAGUCCUGGUUCAAUUUGAUAGAUGAGGAUGGGUGGAUUGCCAGAGAACAAAUCUUAGGACCUGAAUCCAGGGCUAGAGUUCCUGUUGAUUUCCAAACUCAAAGUCCUAAUAUUGUCAAUCCUCCGACGUUGAUGUUGGUAUUUACAUACCUCCUCGAUAACUUACAAACAGAUAUUGAUAAACCUAAAGUUGUCGAAGAUUAUGGAUCAUUCACCAAAGAUAAUUUAGGGGAUAUUGUACUCAAUAACCCUGAAGUGUUGACAAACUAUACCAAAUCCAUUUAUCCAAAAUUGAAGUCACAUUAUGAAAUGUUCCGUAGAACUCAAAAAGGAUUUCUCGAAGAUUUAAACAGGGAUCCUAACCUUGAAGCUUAUAGAUGGAGAGGUAGAACAGUUACUCAUUGUUUAGCUAGUGGUUUGGAUGAUUAUCCAAGACCUUUACCUCCAGAUAUUGCUGAAUUGAAUGUUGAUUUACUUUCAUGGAUAGGUGUUAUGACCAGAUCUAUUAAAUUAAUCGCUGGAGUUUUGGAGAAUCAAGAUGAUUACCAAUAUUACGAAACUAUAGAAAAACAAAUAGUUGAAAAUUUGAACUCUAUUCAUUGGUCAGAAGAAAAUGGUAUCUAUUGUGAUGUUACUGCUAAUGAGGAUGACGAAGAAGUCCAUGCAUGUUUCGAAGGAUACGUUUCCUUAUUCCCAUUCAUUACCAAAAUGAUGAGUGCCACUGAUUUCGAAAGAUUGGAAAAACUUGUGGAUGCCAUUUCUAAUCCGGAAGGAUUAUGGUCAGAUUAUGGUAUUAGAUCAGUAUCUAAAUCUGAUCCAACUUAUAAGACAGGAGAAGAUUAUUGGAGAUCACCUAUUUGGAUUAAUAUCAACUAUCUUAUCGUUGAUGGUUUGAAAUAUUAUUACGAAUCGAGUCCUUCCAUGCCAGAGACUUUGAAAACCAAGUUAGCUACCACAUAUCAUGAUUUACGUUUGAACUUGGUCAAUAAUAUCUUUAAAGAAUGGAAAAGAACAGGAUUUGUUUGGGAACAAUACGAUGAUAUUACCGGUGAAGCCAAGGGUGCUAAAAAUUUCCUUGGUUGGACUUCAAGUGUGGUUCUUAUGAUGAAACUUCCUGAAAAUCUCUAA